This is a messenger RNA of Vitis vinifera (wine grape), 2903 nucleotides long. RefSeq lists its product as uncharacterized. Lineage: Eukaryota; Viridiplantae; Streptophyta; Magnoliopsida; Vitales; Vitaceae. Gene Ontology annotation, molecular function: protein kinase activity; ATP binding. The coding region runs from base 1287 to 2621 and encodes 444 amino acids. Gene Ontology annotation, biological process: spliceosomal complex assembly; protein phosphorylation; regulation of mRNA processing. The transcript has 4 exons. The record is from RefSeq and is a predicted model, not a curated record.
AUUGCCACAACUAAAAAACAAAAAAAAAAACUCAGAAUUGCCCUUGAAGCAUGGUUUGGAGCCGCCCCUGUGUGCCCAAGUAUGGAGAAGAAAUGGGGCUAUAGGGACACGAAAUAGCUAGGAAAGAGUUACGAGUUAUAUUAAAAAUUUGUGUGGCCUUCUGUCUUCGCCCGCCCACCCACCCAUACAAUCUCUUCUUUCCCCCUCCCACCCUUUCCUACUUACUUUUUGCAUGCUCUCUAGAAAUUUUAUUUUUAAGUGUUUUUUAGUGUAUAUAUAUAUAUAAAGCACUUUUCAUAGAGAAUAAGGCGAAAUAAAUUUAUAUAUAUAGCUCUAAUUUGAUUUUGACUUUACAUUUUUUUUUCUUAUUUUAAAAUAAAAAAAUAAAAGAAGUGGAGGUGUGAAGGGAUAGAAUAGAUGUGACGUGGAAGAGGAUAAUAAAUAUACACAAAAGGGCUGGGUGGGUUUCACACGUCAGUGUCACAGGGGCUUAGGCCCCCGGUUCGUGUGCAAAAGGACAAGGAAGAAGUGCCACAUCAUGCAACAUGACGUUUGUUCAUACGGAGCCGUGUCCGCUUUUAAUACACUCUCCGUUAAAAAAAUGGAAAAUUUUAGGCAGACUAUUAAAAAAUAUAAGAAUAAUUUUAUAAUUUAUAUUAUUAUUUUUAUUAUUUUUAAAAGACAAAAAUAUGUUGCUUCUCGUAAAAGUCAUUUUUUAAAACUUAUUCAGAAAGUUUUUAUACAUUCCAUGAAAAAAAAAAAAAGACUUUAAAUGCCCAAAUAAUACCCUAAUUUAAGCGAUUUAUGUGGGGCGUCGCUCAGUUUCGUUUCCAAAAGGGAAAAGAAAAAGAGAAAAUAUGUUGGGCCUAGGCCGACGAACUUAGCCCAAACCCACAUCCACGAAAUGGGCCAGAAGCCCAUUUCAAUUCUUUUAGGAAGCGAGAUUAUGGCAGUUGGCGCUUCCCCACUUUGAUUACGCCACUCCACCAAACUUAACCCAACCCCGACGCGCAUGUAGCAGAGAGGGGCAAAAUCGGAAACACGGGUGUCGUCUUUUAAAAGGGAGGCAUGGAAAGAAGAAAAAGGAGAGAAAAGUGGGAGGGGCUUCAGCCUUGUGUUGAAGGCCACACAUCAUAACAGUCUCUCCUCCUCUGAAGGAAAAUUCUUCCGUCUAAAUUUCCACAUCAAAUACGAGGAAAAAUCGAAGAAUUUUUUUUAUUCAAUUCGCAGAAUCAUCCGAAACGUAAGCUCAGGAUUCAAAUCGGAGAUCAGACGGAGGUGAAGCGAUGUCGUGUUCAUCGUCGUCGGCGUCGGAGGAAGAGGACGAGGGCACCGACUCCUACCGCAAAGGAGGCUACCACGCCGUCCGAGUCGGCGAUCCGUUCUCCGGAGGUCGGUACAUCGCGCAGAGGAAGCUCGGUUGGGGCGAGUUCUCCACCGUCUGGCUUGCUUACGACACGCGAUCCUCUAAAUACGUUGCUCUAAAGAUCCAGAAAAGUGCAGUACAAUUUGCUCAAGCUGCUCUUCAUGAGAUUGAAGUCCUUUCAGCUAUUGCUAAUGGUGACCCCUCAAAUUCCAAGUGUGUUGUGCGACUGAUUGACCAUUUUAAGCACACAGGGCCAAAUGGACAGCAUGUCUGCAUGGUACUUGAAUUUCUUGGUGAUAGUAUACUUCGGCUGAUCAAGUAUAACCGUUAUAAAGGGCUUGAAUUUAAUAAAGUUCGGGAGAUCUGCAAAUGCAUUUUGACAGGUCUGGAUUACAUGCAUAGAGAACUUGGUAUAAUCCACACAGACCUAAAACCUGAAAAUAUCCUUCUCUUUUCCACCAUUGAUCCUGCCAAAGACCCAAUCAGGUCUGGCCUAACCCCAAUUCUUGAAAGGCCUGAAGGAAACCCCACUGGUGGAGUUACUAUAAAUAGUAUUGAGAAAAAGCUGAAAGCAAGGGCAAGGAGAGCAGUGGCUAAAAUAUCAGGAAAAAGAGCUUCAAUGGGGGGAGAGACUCCAAAGGCCGAGAGAUCUCUGGACGGGAUUGAUGUGAGAUGCAAGAUUGUGGAUUUUGGAAAUGCAUGUUGGGCAGACAGACAAUUCACAGGAGAAAUUCAAACAAGGCAGUAUCGAGCUCCUGAAGUUGUGCUCCAGGCUGGGUACUCCACCUCUGUUGAUAUGUGGUCGUUUGCUUGCACUGCCUUUGAGCUUGCUACUGGUGACAUGCUGUUUGCUCCCAAAAAUGGACAAGGUUAUAGCGAGGAUGAGGAUCACCUUGCUCUGAUGAUGGAACUCCUUGGAAAAAUACCUCGGAAGGUAGCCAUUGGGGGAGCUCGAUCAAAAGACCUCUUUGACAGACAUGGGGAUCUGAAAAGAAUCCGAAGGCUGAAAUUCUGGCCACUUGACCGAAUACUGGUUGAUAGAUACAAAUUUUCUGAAUCUGAUGCACGUGAGUUUGCAGACUUUCUGGUUCCCCUUCUCGAUUUUGCACCAGAGAAGCGGCCAACUGCUCAGCAGUGCCUGCAACACCCAUGGCUCAAUCUCACCAAUUUGGCCGCGAAUGAGACCAAGAGCAAAUCUAACAUGGAGAAAUUAGAUGUUGGGAUGAGCAAACUUCAGAUUGAGGUGGGUAAGUGAAGAAGGGAAUGAAUGAAGGCGCCGGCACUCACUGCCCCGGAACCCGGACCUUUGCUAAGCCCCUCCCUCCACCUGCGUGAGUAUGUUUGUGAUUUAUUUUGGGUUUGUUAAGAUUUCAAUAAGAAUCAAUUUUUUUAUUAACUAAGAUGUAAAUUAGUGAAUGAUUAUUGUGAGGAAAUGACAUGAGGGAGACAAACUUGACUACCUUGUCUAACGAACUUAUUUAUUGUCACCACAACAGUAAUAUUAUUAAUUCAUGUUAAUAUUCGAAGUUUUUUCCAA